GGAUUGUUUUUCGAUCACAUGACAAUGUAAGCUAAUGCAAGAUGGCAGCCCUCAGUGGUUCACGUGUGGAUAAUAGUAACAUUAGAAAGAAGUCGGGGUCAGUAAAACUGUUGUUAAAAAAGAAGUUGGAGUUGAUUUUGGAGAGUCGGAAGAAUGCCAAUAUUCUGUUUGACAUAUUGGAAUACUUGCAGUCUAACCAGGAAGAUGAACUACUCUGUGCAAUUCGAACAUGUGAAACAUUGUUCAGCACCUUGUUGGAAAGGCGGGAUCUUUAUAUUGGCCAGUUGCCAAAAGAGGAAGAAGCCUUAACAGCCGAGUACAGUGCAGAGGAGAAGUACAAGAUCUGGAUGAGGCAUCGUUACCAUGACUGCGUUAAGCAGCUGUUGGAGCUGAUGGUGCACACUUCUUUCCAAGUGAAGGAGGCGACUCUUUGUACAUUGAUGAAGUUUAUUCAGAUGGAAGGAGGACAACCUUUAGUAAAGGCAGAUUGGGACGAGAGCUUUUUCUUUCCUCAUGAGCUAUUAAAAUCUGUUGUAGAGCAUUUACUCCAGAUUGAUGAAGAUUCAUCACUUCUAAUUGCACGAUUCCAGGAGUUUUUGGAGUACGAUGAUGUCCGUUACUACGUCAUGAUAAGUGUUAAUGUGUACGUCAGCAUGAUUAUGCAGAAGAUGAAUGAGGCUGUGCUUCCUGUUUUCCAGCAGAAUAUUUUCUCUCUUAUUUCAUCUGUUGUUUUGCCAGAUAAGGAGAGUGAGAUGAACAACUUCCUGGUGAAGCCAAAAGGUGAACUUGAAGAAUGGAGAGCAGCAAAGUUAAAGGAACACAAAGGAGCCUUUGAGAGAAUGUGGCUUGGGUUUCUGAAACAUAAGUUGCCCAGCAGCUUGUAUAAAAAAGUUCUUGUAAUUCUACAUGAGACUAUCCUGCCCCACAUGAGGAAGCCAGUGCUUAUGAUAGAUUUCCUGACUGCAGCCUAUGAAGUGGGUGGGGCCAUCAGUCUCUUGGCUUUAAAUGGGCUUUUUGUCCUUGUUCAUGAACAUAAUCUGGAGUACCCUGAUUUCUACAAGAAGCUGUAUAGUCUUCUAGAGCCAACAGUAUUUCAUGUGAAGUAUCGUGCCAGGUUCUUCCACCUUACUAAUCUCUUUCUGUCUUCUACACAUCUACCACUGUACCUGGUUGCAGCCUUUGUCAAGAGGUUAUCCAGGCUGGCCCUCACAGCGCCCCCUCAGGCACUACUGAUGGUAAUCCCAUUUAUAUGUAACCUGAUCCGAAGACAUCCAGCCUGCAAGGUUCUGAUUCACAGGCCUUCUGGGCCAGAAGGUCUUUCUGAAGAUCCAUAUAUAAUGGAAGAGGAAGACCCAGCGAAGUGCAGGGCCCUUGAAAGCUCUCUGUGGGAGCUGAAGACACUUCAGAACCAUUAUCAUCCUGAUGUUGCCACUGCAGCGAUGGCCAUCAGUCAGCCAUUGUCUGUUACUGAGGUGGACAUCUCAGAGCUACUGGACAUCUCUGCAGAUGAGAUGGUUGCAAAAGCAAUGAAGAACCGAUCAAAGGUGGUCCCAUUAGAGUUUCAACCAGUCCGAGGAUUAUUUGGAAAGAAAGAUAUAAUGAGCCAGUACUUCAUUUUAGAAUAGCUAUGCAUCUUUAUGUAUGUUUGUAUAUCAGUAUAUGUCUUUUGUUAAUAAAGAUUAGAAA
Molecule: messenger RNA, 1686 nt
Organism: Protopterus annectens (West African lungfish)
Lineage: Eukaryota; Metazoa; Chordata; Ceratodontiformes; Protopteridae
Gene: NOC4L
Product: nucleolar complex associated 4 homolog
Exons: 15
Coding region: 42-1625 (527 amino acids)
Biological process (GO): ribosome biogenesis
Cellular component (GO): Noc4p-Nop14p complex; small-subunit processome; nucleolus
Source: RefSeq, a predicted model, not a curated record